GACGUCAGACGCAGGUUCGUAAAAAAGGGCGCGAGGGAAGAUGGACGCUUCAGACUUUUGUUUUCAGCUCUUUGACUGAAACUGAUCGUUUGUUCUGCGGGUGAAACUCAGGAUGUCGUCGCUGAAACCUUUCAGUAAACUGCCCGGGUUAAACACAGCGAGCAUUCUGCUGGUGGAGAGUGAGGAGCAGCUUCAGCAGAGUUUAGCAGACGCUCUGGUGGAGGAGACCUCGGUCACUGUGAAUGUGAGACUGGCCAAGAGUCUCCCUCUGCCCUUGGAGAACGAGGAGAGUCGUCCAAGAAUAGAUCUGGUGGUGUUCAUCAUCAACCUGCACUCAGAGCUCAGUUUCCAGUCAGCAGAAGCUUCCCUGAAAUAUUUGGACCCUGGAUAUUUCCUUGGAAAGGUCUGCUUCUUGGUCUCUAAUGCUCGUAAUGGUUCAGUCCCCACGGAGCGUCUGGACACUGUCAGAAAGCUAGCUGCGUCGCUCCACUGCCCCCUGUUGUUUGCAGAGGAUCAGACACCAGACGGUGUGACCAACGCUACAGAGAGGCUGCUGACCAUCUUGAAGGUGGCGGCCGGUCUUGUUCCCAUGGCUACAGCUCUCUACCUGUCCAACCUGACUCGAUGCACAGUGCCCCUGGACAUCGACCAGCCGAGCUUUGAUUAAUCUCUGUGACCCAUCCACCUUGACUUUAUCAUGUGUACACUAUAUUAUUUAUUUGCAGUGGUGGAAUGCCGUUAGCUGUAGCUAACACCUUAGCAUGGUGUCUCCUUUUAAUCAUUUUACGUGUUUAUGCUUUGGCUCAUAGCUGCUGCAGCUGACAGACAUAUUGUUGCUCUUUCAUACAACAUGAUAUUUUGACACGCCACUUCAGGAAAACAUGUAAAUAAGGAGAAUAUCACUCAGGAGACUUUAUCUCUGUAUAUAUCAGUGUCCUUAAAUCCAAUCAAGUUGCACCAAAUUUCAAACACACAUAGAUAUCAGCUCUCUUAAUGUUCUCUAAAUUAUUCCCUGGGAAAUUUCACUUACCCCUAUUAAAGUCACAUUUUCUCAUGUAGUAGCAAUACAUGUAGGACUGUAUAGACAUCUCCUUCACUGGUAGCAUUGUUUCACCUGUGUGGGCGGGACAAGUUACAACUUCGUCAUUUGUAUCAUCAGGUGGAGUCUGGUCACAUGACUGUUCCCACCUUCAACCUGAGCAGGGGUCCGAGCAGUCAAAUGGAGACAUCAGUGUGGAUGUGCGGGGAAUUUAAAUCUAACCGUGGAGUGUUAUCAGAUAUCUUCAUGAUGCUGCCACAGAAUAUGUUUUGAACAGUGUAAAUAAUUAUAACAUAUACUUGUCUGUGUACUUUAUAUGGUAAUGUUUGAUUUCAUUUUUGAUAUAUGAGAGAUUUAUUGGACAUGUAAAUAGAUGAAAAUAAUCUCGUCAAUAAAAACAUGACUAAGCA
Messenger RNA from Paralichthys olivaceus (Japanese flounder), 1449 nucleotides. RefSeq names its product proliferation associated nuclear element (gene pane1). The record is from RefSeq and is a predicted model, not a curated record. Lineage: Eukaryota; Metazoa; Chordata; Actinopteri; Pleuronectiformes; Paralichthyidae.